Molecule: messenger RNA, 714 nt
Organism: Synchytrium microbalum
Lineage: Eukaryota; Fungi; Chytridiomycota; Chytridiomycetes; Synchytriales; Synchytriaceae
Exons: 5
Coding region: 1-714 (237 amino acids)
Biological process (GO): removal of superoxide radicals
Molecular function (GO): superoxide dismutase activity; copper ion binding
Source: RefSeq, a predicted model, not a curated record
AUGGUAGCCACAUUCAAUGGAAUGAAUGGCAUUGGUGGUAGUGUUAUGUUCCAAGCAUCCGGUGACAAGGGGACAACAACUCGUAUCAAGGCUGCCGUUACAGGAUUGAAUGGACUUGACGCUUCAAACAUGUUUGCUUGGCACAUUCAUGCUUCGGCUGUUAGUAACAAUGAUUGUGCUACUGCUGGUGGUCACUUCAACAAGCUCGGUAUCGAUGAGGCCGCUGUAGUCUGUACUGAAGACGACGCCACCUUCUUGACGAAUUGCGCAACCGGUAAUCUUGCUGGCAAGUUUGGAAUGAUGUCAAACGCCGGAUCCAAGACUGGAAUUGAUCACACCUUCGGCCUCAACGAUAUUCGAGGACUUUCUGUUGUUAUUCACAAGAACGAUGCUGCCAAGACUAGGCUUGCAUGUGCCAACAUAAUGGACGACCCAGACGCCGUGCCAUUCGGGAACGGAAACGGAAUGGCAUCCCCGACUCCAUCAGUAUAUUACAACGGAUAUGGGCCAUUGAUGUCUCCAUCUCCAUCCCCUACUCCGUCACCUUUGAAUAACAAGGCAGCUUUACCCAUUCCGUCGAACAAGGCAAAAGCAUCUCCCAUGCCAUCAAACAAUAUGAAGGCUUCACCAAAGGCUUCACCAAUUGCGUCGCCAAAUGUAAAAGCUUCGCCAAACGUGAAGGGUUCUCCAAAACCAUCUCCCAAGAUGAAUUAA